UUUUCUCAAAGUUAGGUUGAUUGGACUUUGGCUACUGAUGGGUUAAGUGCUAGCAAGGGACCUUAGCCCUGACCAAACAUUUUGGUUGGUUCACAGAGAACUGGGAUUUCAGCAGUAUAAAGACCAAGAAAAAUCAGUGUAUAGGACAGAGCUCCCUCAGUGACAGAAGCAACAAUUGUGAAAAGUGCUUUGGCAGUUAUGGACUCAUCUGAUAUUCAAAGGAAAAAAGUAGCUGUCAUCGGUGGUGGCUUGGUUGGAUCAUUAAAUGCAUGCUUCCUUGCAAAGAGGAAUUUCCAAGUUGAUGUAUAUGAAGCUAGGGAAGAUAUCCGAGUGGCUAACUUUGCACGUGGAAGAAGCAUUAACUUGGCCCUUUCUUAUAGAGGACGACAGGCAUUGAAAGCCAUUGGCCUGGAAGAACAGGUUAUAUCCCAAGGUGUUCCCAUGCGAGCAAGAAUGAUUCACUUUCUUUCAGGAAGAAAAUCAGCAAUUCCCUAUGGGACAAAGUCUCAGUAUAUUCUUUCCAUAAGCAGAGAAAACUUAAACAAGGAUCUACUGACUGCUGUUGAGAAACACCCCAAUGUGAAAGUGCAUUUUGGCCACAAGCUGGUAAAGUGCAAUCUCGAGGAAGGGAUGGUCACAGUGCUUGGAUCUGACAAAGUCCCCAAAGACAUCACUUAUGACCUCAUUGUAGGAUGUGAUGGAGCGUACUCAACGGUUAGAAAUUACCUCAUGAAGAAACCCUGCUUUGAUUACAGUCAGCAAUACAUUCCUCAUGGGUACAUGGAGUUGACUAUUCCACCAAAGAAUGGGGAUUAUGCCAUGGAACCGAAUUAUCUGCAUAUUUGGCCUAGAAAUACCUUCAUGAUGAUUGCACUUCCUAACAUGAACAAAUCUUUCACGUGCACUUUAUUCAUGCCUUUUGAAGAGUUUGAAAAACUUCUAACCAGGACGGAUGUGCUGGAUUUCUUCCAGAAGUACUUUCCGGACUCCAUCCCUCUAAUUGGAGAGCAAGCCCUGGUGGAAGAUUUCUUUUUGUUGCCUGCCCAGCCCAUGAUAUCUGUAAAGUGCUCUUCCUUUCACUUUAAAUCACAUUGUGUGCUGAUGGGAGAUGCGGCUCAUGCCAUAGUCCCAUUUUUUGGGCAAGGAAUGAAUGCGGGAUUUGAAGACUGCUUGGUAUUUGAUGAGCUAAUGGAUAAAUUCAAUAAUGAUAUUAGUAUGUGCCUUCCUGAAUUCUCAAGGUUUAGAAUUCCAGAUGACCAUGCAAUUUCAGACCUAUCUAUGUACAAUUACAUAGAGAUGCGAGCACAUGUCAAUUCCAGGUGGUUCAUUUUUCAAAAGAACAUAGAGAGGUUUCUCCAUGCAAUUAUGCCAUCUACCUUUAUCCCGCUCUAUACCAUGGUCACUUUCUCCAGGAUAAGAUACCAUGAGGCAGUACGGCGUUGGCAUUGGCAAAAAAAGGUGAUAAACAAAGGACUCUUUAUCUUUGGGUCGCUGAUAGCCAUUGGUAGUACCUACCUACUCCUGAACUACAUGUCACUGAGCCCUCUGGACUACCUGAGAAGACCUGAAACAGGAAUCACUUACUUCCAGAAUAUGGAGCAGGUUUACCUGCAAACUCUAUGGAGUCACUAGAACAAAUCCCUAUUUCAUUAACCAGUAAUGUAAAGGUCCAAAGGUAGCAAAUGUUGGAUUUCUUUGUGAUCAAAAUUAAGUAACAAAAAAUAUAUCUCCGUUGUGUUGUCAUAUUUAAUUCACUAUUGAAAGAUAGUUGUUAGCAUAUAAUUAAACUUAAUGUUGAAUCUC
Molecule: messenger RNA, 1803 nt
Organism: Marmota monax (woodchuck)
Lineage: Eukaryota; Metazoa; Chordata; Mammalia; Rodentia; Sciuridae
Gene: Kmo
Product: kynurenine 3-monooxygenase
Biological process (GO): NAD+ metabolic process; quinolinate biosynthetic process; L-tryptophan catabolic process
Cellular component (GO): mitochondrial outer membrane
Molecular function (GO): NAD(P)H oxidase H2O2-forming activity; kynurenine 3-monooxygenase activity; FAD binding
Source: RefSeq, a predicted model, not a curated record